CCGUUUCAUUGUGGCCCUACAGAGCUAACGCCAUCACACUCAGCGGCUACGACGGGCAGCACGGCGACAUCAGGGCCACCACAACAACAUAGUCUUUAUUACUGUCAUAUUAUCUAAUUAUAACGGCAAUGGACUAUAGUGCUGAGGAUUAUUAGACGCAUUUGAACUGGAGCUAUCAACUGCUGCCGUUGAGCCCGGAUAAAAGAGGAGGAGCUGGAAGCUUAUGGCCUUUUUUCAUCAGCUCAGUUCAGCCUGCUUUUAUCGUGUUGAGCCAGGGCCUCUGUUUUGGUGGCGCAGAAAGCAAUGUGGAGGAAGUAAAGGUCCUGAUACGCUGAAAACCAGAGAUUGUAGAUAAUGGGCUGUGUGCAAUGCAAAGAUAAAGAAGCAACCAAACUCACAGACGACCGAGACACCAGCAUCUCCCAAGGAGCAGGCUACCGCUAUGGGGUUGACCCCACGCCGCAGCACUACCCCAACUUCGGGGUCACCGCUAUACCCAACUACAACAACUUCCACGCCCCUGUCGGACAGGGAAUGACUGUAUUCGGAGGCAUCAGCACUUCUUCCCACACUGGAACCCUGAGGACUCGUGGAGGGACAGGAGUCACCCUCUUUGUGGCACUUUAUGACUAUGAGGCACGGACAGAAGAUGACCUCAGCUUCAGGAAAGGAGAGAGGUUCCAGAUUAUCAACAGCACUGAAGGGGACUGGUGGGACGCUCGCUCACUCACCACCGGUGGCAGUGGCUACAUUCCCAGUAAUUACGUGGCUCCAGUAGACUCCAUCCAGGCUGAGGACUGGUACUUUGGUAAACUGGGCCGUAAGGAUGCAGAGAGGCAGCUGCUGUCCACUGGCAACCCUCGCGGCACCUAUCUCAUUCGGGAGAGUGAAACUACAAAGGGUGCCUUCUCCUUGUCCAUACGAGACUGGGACGAUGUGAAAGGUGACCACGUCAAGCAUUAUAAGAUCCGCAAACUGGACAGUGGAGGUUACUAUAUCACCACCAGGGCUCAGUUUGAUACGCUGCCACAGCUGGUUCAGCACUACUCAGACCGAGCCGCCGGCCUCUGCUGUCGCUUGGUGGUUCCCUGCCACAAAGGGAUGCCCCGCCUCGCUGACCUGUCCGUCAAAACCAAAGAUGUGUGGGAGAUCCCACGGGAAUCACUGCAGCUCAUCAAGCGACUUGGGAAUGGGCAGUUUGGGGAGGUCUGGAUGGGAACAUGGAACGGCACCACUAAGGUGGCGGUGAAGACUCUGAAGCCUGGCACCAUGUCCCCCGAGUCCUUUCUGGAGGAGGCUCAGAUCAUGAAGAAGCUCCGCCAUGACAAGCUGGUGCAGCUUUAUGCUGUGGUGUCCGAGGAGCCCAUUUACAUUGUCACAGAGUAUAUGGGCAAAGGAAGCCUACUGGAAUUCUUGAAGGAUGGAGAAGGACGAGGGUUGAAGCUGCCAAACCUGGUGGACAUGGCAGCACAGGUGGCAGCAGGCAUGGCCUACAUCGAGAGGAUGAACUACAUCCACAGAGACCUGCGCUCUGCCAACAUCCUGGUGGGAGACAACCUGGUGUGUAAGAUCGCUGACUUCGGCCUGGCCAGGCUCAUCGAAGACAAUGAAUACACAGCUCGGCAAGGUGCAAAGUUCCCCAUCAAGUGGACCGCUCCAGAGGCUGCGCUGUACGGGAAGUUCACCAUCAAGUCAGACGUGUGGUCCUUUGGUAUCUUGCUGACAGAGCUGGUCACCAAGGGUCGGGUGCCUUACCCAGGGAUGAACAACCGUGAGGUACUGGAGCAGGUGGAGCGGGGCUACAGGAUGCCAUGCCCCCAGGACUGCCCCAUCUCACUGCACGAGCUGAUGCUGCAGUGCUGGAAGAAGGACGCCGAGGAGCGGCCCACCUUCGAGUACCUGCAGGCCUUCUUGGAGGACUACUUCACAGCCACUGAGCCUCAGUACCAGCCCGGGGACAACCUCUAAACCCCUUCCAAAUCCCAUCACUCUCCAGGCCGUCGGGCUCAGCUUGAGGCUGUGACCAGACUGGACGCAUCAGUGCUGGAAAAAAACAAAACAAAACAUAAAAAUAAAAACUCUGCAGCCUUCCCAGUCAGGCCUUUAUUUUAGGGAUCUGUACAGCUUCCUGAGUAUUUCAACACCAACAACCCUCCAGAUAAACAGCCCUCAGUCUCCAACACGCCCCCCUAGUGUCUGAACUUUGCAAAUGCAGUAAUUAGGGAUGUCGGUGGAUGGAGGACGGAUGGAGACAGCUGGAGUUGUAAUAAAGCAAUUAAAUACCUG
Molecule: messenger RNA, 2286 nt
Organism: Monopterus albus (swamp eel)
Lineage: Eukaryota; Metazoa; Chordata; Actinopteri; Synbranchiformes; Synbranchidae
Gene: fynb
Product: FYN proto-oncogene, Src family tyrosine kinase b
Exons: 15
Coding region: 355-1968 (537 amino acids)
Biological process (GO): protein phosphorylation
Molecular function (GO): protein binding; ATP binding; protein tyrosine kinase activity
Source: RefSeq, a predicted model, not a curated record